This is a messenger RNA of Brassica napus (rape), 648 nucleotides long. RefSeq names its product transcription factor MYB27. Gene Ontology annotation, biological process: regulation of DNA-templated transcription. The transcript is spliced from 4 exons. Gene Ontology annotation, molecular function: DNA-binding transcription factor activity; sequence-specific DNA binding. The record is from RefSeq and is a predicted model, not a curated record. The coding region runs from base 1 to 648 and encodes 215 amino acids. NCBI's taxonomy places the organism in Eukaryota, Viridiplantae, Streptophyta, Magnoliopsida, Brassicales, Brassicaceae. Gene Ontology annotation, cellular component: nucleus.
AUGGAUUGUAAGAAGGAAGAAGCACACCGUAGAGGCCCAUGGCUCGAAGAAGAAGAUGAACGGCUAGUAAAGUUCGUUACCCUUUUGGGAGAACGUCGUUGGGAUUCUUUAGCUAGAGUUUCCGGCUUGAAGAGGAGUGGUAAGAGUUGCAGGCUAAGGUGGAUGAACUAUCUGAAUCCGAGUCUGAAGUGUGGACCAUUGAGCCAAGAAGAAGAAAUUAUCAUCUUUCAGCUCCAUGCUCUCUGGGGCAACAAGUGGUCAAAGAUUGCAAGAAGAUUACCGGGUAGGACUGAUAACCAGAUUAAGAACUACUGGAGGACUCAUUUAAGAAAGAAAGUGGAAGCUCAAAACUAUGAUAAGAUCAUUGACUGGAGAGGAAAUAAAGGUGAAGAAUUGUUGCACAAGUAUAAGGAAACUGAGAUCAUGUGGACAAGGAUGAAGACUCGAGAAUAUGGCUUUGAUGAAACUGUGAAGGAAUAUAAGCAGAGAAACAUGGAGAAUGAUAAAGAAACCAAUGGUGUUAUUUGCGAAACAGAGCGCUUCGGUGUUGCGAAACAGAGCGCUUCGGUGUUACAUAGCCCUGUUCGUUUCAAGAACGCAGCGGCAGGGAGGAGCGACCAAAAUUUAAAGAGAACCAAAAUGAAUUGA